Gossypium arboreum is the source of this 2394-nucleotide messenger RNA. RefSeq names its product transcription factor bHLH74. Gene Ontology annotation, biological process: regulation of DNA-templated transcription. The record is from RefSeq and is a predicted model, not a curated record. Gene Ontology annotation, molecular function: DNA-binding transcription factor activity; protein dimerization activity. Lineage: Eukaryota; Viridiplantae; Streptophyta; Magnoliopsida; Malvales; Malvaceae. Bases 800 to 2041 code for a protein of 413 amino acids. Gene Ontology annotation, cellular component: nucleus. The transcript has 9 exons.
AAAAAUUAUGAAAAGAAAUGAAGAGGGGGGCUUAGUUGGCAAUGAGAGAGAAACAAGUGAGUAACAGCAAAGAGAAGACUGUCUUAGAAUAGUUGGCAAAAUGUGUCAGUAAUGGGAAAAAAAUAAAUAAAGUAAAAUGAUCAAAGAAGGAAGCAAAGCUAGCUUGGCCUUGAAGAGAAGAACAUCUCCAAUGGCAUCUAAGUUAAAUAUUGUUUAAAUAUUGAAAAAAGGGGAAAAAAAACACUUAUAAAUAAAUCAAAAGAUAAAAAAUUUAACAAAGGCAAAAAAAGUAGCUUAGGUUCUGUAAUAAUUUAGGAACAAAGAGCAGUUGAGUGCAGUAGUUAGUAUGUCUUUUAAAAACAAGCAAAGUUCCAAUCUUUAAUCUUUCUUACAUCAAAACACAGUCUCUCUUAUAUGCUUUCUCUCUCUCUAGCCUUAUAGGUUCUCUUUAUAUAUAUAUAUUAAAGGUUGGAAUUUGAUGCUUUGUUUGGUACAAGCGCCAAGUUGGUGAAUUUGGUUUCCCUCAGGUGGAAUUUUAAGCUUAGCAAACAUUUGAUGCUUUUAGAGAAGAGUAGAUUUUGAUCCUUGGGGGGGACUUUUGAAAGAGAAGAGGUAAACAAUUUAGUCCCUGUGAGAUUCCAUGGCUGAUGCAUUGGAUUUGGUCCUUUUUUACUUUAACAUCCUCUCAGUUCUAUAAAGCUGCCAACAUUAUAUUUUGUUUUCCUUGGUCAAAUCAACUUGGUUCAGGUCUAGGUUAGCUUAGAAUUUGGGGGUGUUUUUAGGGUUGGAACUUAGAGCUAUGGCUAGUGAUGGUAAUGAUGAUUUAGGGUUUAAACACCAUAGCCUUAUGAAUACUAACAACCCUUUGUGUGACAAAGUUGAUGGAAUGGCAUUGAGUUCGAUGUAUAAUACCAAGUCUUCGAAUUCAUCGGAUCCUUUCUUUGGUUCCGGUUGGGAUCCGAUGGUAUCGUUGAAUCAAAGUGAAAGCCUUGGAGGUGGUUCUUCAAUGGUUUCUCAUAUUGGAUUUGUCAAUUCUCAUUACCCUCUCCUAAUGGAGAAUCAGGGUAUUUGUGGGACUUCCCAUUUUUCCCAGUAUCAAUCCGAUCCGAGUUUCGUUGAGUUGGUUCCGAAGAUCCAAGGAUUUGGUACUGGGAAUUUGUCGGAAAUGGUUGGUCCGAUGAGUUUACCACGUUGUACCCAGGGUUAUGCUAUGAAUCAUGAGGGUGGCAUUGAAAGGGCUUCGACAAAUAGUACGCAAUCUCGUGAUGAUCCUCAAAUUUCAGAGGAGGGUGUUGUUGGUGCUUCACCUAAUGGGAAGUGUCGAAAACGAGUUCAUGAAGCAAACCAGAAUGCUGAUGAAGAGCUGAAAAAGGAUCCUUCAGGAGAAAGCUGUGAUGUUCCAAAAGAACAUGAUUCUAAGAAACAGAAAACCGAACAAAAUGCAACUGCUAAUUCACGCGGUAAACAAGUUGUGAAACAAGCUAAAGACAGUUCUCAAACCGGAGAAGCUCCUAAAGAAAAUUACAUCCAUGUUAGAGCUCGAAGGGGCCAGGCUACAAACAGUCACAGCUUGGCAGAAAGGGUGAGAAGGGAAAAGAUAAGUGAGAGGAUGAAAUUGCUUCAAGAACUUGUACCGGGAUGCAAUAAGAUUACUGGGAAAGCUGUAAUGCUUGAUGAGAUAAUCAACUAUGUCCAGUCACUGCAACAACAGGUUGAGUUUUUGUCGAUGAAACUUGCCACUGUCAACCCGGAGCUGAACAUCGAUUUAGAGAGAAUUCUAUCAAAGGAUAUUCUUCAUUCACGAGGUGGAAAUGCAGCAGUUGUCGGGUUCAACCCCGGGAUAAACUCCUCUCACCCUUUCUCCUCCGGUAUCUUUCCCGGAACAAUCUCGGGCAUCCCAAACACAAAUCCGCAAUUCCCUCCCUUGCCACCACAGACUGUACUAGACAAUGAGCUUCAAAAUCUUUUUCAAAUGGGAUUCGACUCGAGUUCAGCGAUGGACAGUUUGGGACCAAUUGGUCGGUUAAAACCGGGGCUUUGACAUAUCGAAGAAGUUCAAAUAAAAAAAAGGCUUAGUUCCUUCUAACCAGGCAUUGAAAUGUUUUCAAGUUGACUGCAGAUUUUAAACUUAUAUGGGAAAAGCGAAUUGAAGAACAAAAAAAUUGUUCAGGUGUAUAGGUGGGUUUUUUUUUAUCUGUUAAAAGUUAUUUUCCUAAUUUUUAGACAAGGGAAAGAUGAAAUGUCGGAAUUACAGAUGAUGUAUAUCGGAUGUUGGAAUUUUUUUUGUUUUGGUAAUUGGUAUUUUGUAGGGGGUUUGAUGGUUGUUUUUGAAAGCUUGGGUAAUUGUUUUAAGAAAAUUUUCUUGUAAUCAAGUUCUCAUUUUUCCUCUGCAAA